Messenger RNA from Anopheles nili, 1599 nucleotides. RefSeq names its product ecdysone-induced protein 78C (gene Eip78C). Lineage: Eukaryota; Metazoa; Arthropoda; Insecta; Diptera; Culicidae. The coding region runs from base 1 to 1599 and encodes 532 amino acids. Gene Ontology annotation, biological process: regulation of DNA-templated transcription. Gene Ontology annotation, molecular function: sequence-specific DNA binding; nuclear receptor activity; zinc ion binding. The record is from RefSeq and is a predicted model, not a curated record. The transcript is spliced from 6 exons.
AUGGAUCAUUCGCUGUUCUCCCACAACUCGAACAGCUCCGAAAGCUCGGCAGUCGCAUCCUCAACCACACUGCUGCACUCGGUGGCCAGCCCGCCAGGACAUGGGACCCAAGCCGGUCAGGGAAGCAGCAGCUGCAGUACAGUCAACAUCGGUGAAGUGUCCUCGACGUGCAGCCUUGGUUCGGCGGAGGACACCGUUUCGUCACCGGCGUACAUCAACACCACCACCGAGUCAUCAAUAUCGAGCCUGGAUGAUCUCAAAAACGAAGAUCCACCAUGCGCCGGUUCGGAUGCCAGCUCGACGACGUCCACGAAAACGUUCGUCGCCUGCAAAGUGUGCGGGGACAAAGCGUCCGGUUACCAUUACGGCGUCACCUCGUGCGAGGGCUGCAAAGGUUUCUUCCGACGCAGCAUCCAGAAACAGAUCGAAUACCGGUGCCUGCGCGAUGGCAAGUGCCUCGUAAUACGCCUCAACCGCAACCGGUGCCAGUACUGUCGCUUCAAGAAAUGUCUCUCGGUGGGCAUGAGCCGUGACUCCGUGCGGUAUGGACGAGUACCCAAGAAAUCACGCGAAUCCGGAAGCUGCAACGAGGAGAACAUGAACAUUUGCGUCAACUCAACAACGCCCUCGGUGGCGCUUAGUUCCGGUCUCGGAACGGGCUCGAACGCCACAUCCACCAACAGCAAUCACGGCAACAACGGUACCAGCAACAGCGCCAUCAACAGCAGCACACCAAACGCCAUGUCCACCAACAGCUGCACCGAGAUUAGCACCUCGACGACGAUCCUGCCGGAUUCGAUGACGUUUACGCCACCAGAGCUGUCCGUGUACGACAUCAUCCAGUGUAUCGCACAGGCUCACAGGGGCCACUGUACCUACACGAGUGAGCAGGUGAAGGAGUUGAGCCGAAUAUCGCUGCUGAGCUACGCCGAGAAGCACAAUUUCCACAUGCAACCACUGGAAUCCCUCGAGGAUCAGCGGAUCUGGUUGUGGCAGCAGUACGCCAUGCGGAUGACUCCGGCCGUCCAGCGUAUCGUAGAGUUCGCGAAACGGGUACCGGGCUUCGGUGAGUUCCUGCAAGACGAUCAGCUGAUCCUGAUCAAGCUCGGCUUCUUCGAGGUCUGGCUUACGCAUGUUGCUCGAUCGACGAAUGAUUCUACGCUGACAUUCGACGACGGUGUCUACAUCACGAGGCAACAGCUCGAGGUGAUCUACGACCCGGAGUACGCCAACGCGUUGUUCAACUUCACCGCCGGGCUCAACAGCUGCUGCCUGAGCGAUAUCGAGAUUGGGCUCUACUCGGCACUGAUCCUGCUCUCAGACCGGCCUGGUUUGGUGGAGACAAAGCUGAUCCUCAAGACGCGCGAAUGCAUCGCGGAAGCACUGCGAGUGCAGAUCACGCGAUCGCGAGCAAACAACGGCAUUGGUGCCCUUCAGAUCAUGCCAGCGCUGGAAGCUCGAGUGCAUGAGCUACGAAUGUUGGGUGAGAAACAUUCGGCCCAUCUGGAAUGGUUCAGGACGAACUGGAGCACAAUUCGGUUGCCACCGCUAUUUGCGGAAAUAUUCGACGUGCCGAAGUGUGAGGAGGACUUGCAGUAG